CCAUUUUCCGGGUUAAUAUUUAAUAACUACCUCAAACUAUAAAUAUGGACCAGUUGGUAAUUAUAAUAGCGGUGGUGCACUUGCUCUACUGUCCCUUCACCAAAGUCGAAGAGAGCUUUAAUCUGCAGGCCAUGCACGACCUUCUUUAUCACGGCUCGGAUUUAAACGAGUAUGAUCAUCAUGAGUUUCCUGGUGUUGUGCCAAGAACGUUUCUGGGACCAAUAGUAAUAUCAAGCAUUGCCUUGCCAGCUGUCGCUGCCGUUAAAUAUUGGGAUUUGAAUAAAUUUUUUUCACAAUACAUAGUGAGAGCUGCUUUGGGCUUGACGGUAGUCUUGACUUUCAGAUUAUACAAAAAUGCUUUGCAGACGAUAUUUGGUGCAAAAUUUACCAAAUGGUUCGUACUCAUUACAGUGACUCAAUAUCACUUUAUGUACUACUUGAGUCGACCUUUACCAAAUACCAUGGCUCUUCCGCUAGUUUUACUUGCUCUUCAUGGAUGGCUUAAACAAAAGCAUGUUUUAUUUAUAAUGUCAUCUGGAGCAGCAAUAAUUAUAUUUAGAGCUGAAACUGCUAUACUUUUAGGAUUAUUUUUAUUAUAUGACAUAGCUUACAUGAAACUAACUGUACAAAGAGCAGUAAGGAUUAUUAUACCAACAGGUAUAUUUCUCUUAGCUGUAACUAUUCUAAUUGAUUCCUACUUUUGGAAACGAAUUUUGUGGCCAGAGGGAGAAGUUUUCUACUUUAAUACCAUUCUCAAUAAAAGUAGUGAAUGGGGUACGUCUCCCUUUAUGUGGUACUUUUAUUCAGCUCUACCAAGAGGCAUGGCGCUCUCUUAUUUGCUAGUACCAUUAGGAAUGUUCUUAGAUUCCAGAGUACGAGUUUUGACGAUUCCUGGAAUCGUAUUUGUUGUUAUCUAUUCGUUUUUACCUCAUAAGGAGCUGAGGUUUAUCAUUUAUGUUUUUCCACUAUUGAAUGUCGGCGCAGCUGCAGCAAGUCAUCGCAUUUGGGAAAAUCGAAAUAAAUCACUUUUGAAUAAUUUGAUUGCUCUGAUGAUUGCGGGACACUUAAUUUUGAAUGCGUUAUUUUCUACGUUCUUACUGUGCCUAGCAGGCUUGAAUUAUCCUGGAGGUAUGGCAAUAGCAAGAUUGCAUAGACUUGAAAAAGAUUACAAUGGACCAGUCCAUGUUCACAUAGAUGUUCUGACAGCGCAGACGGGUGUUUCUAGGUUUACUCAAUCAAACCCUUCAUGGAUCUACUCCAAACAAGAAAAUUUAACUGUAUACGAUCCAGAAAUGCUGAAAUUCACCCAUUUGUUGAAGGAAGCCAGAAGUAAAUAUUCACCUAAUAUUAAAACAUACUUGAAAACUCAUUACAUUUUAGACUCCAUAGAUGCCUAUUCAAAUAUUGAAUUUAAUUAUAAUUUCGUAUUACCUCCAAUAAGAAUAAAAACAAAACCAGCAAUAUUUAUUCUCAAGAGGAAAGAAAAUAUUAAAUACAAACCAUCAAAAGUUAAAAAAGAGCAUGAAAUUGUUGACAAUACAAUGGAACAAAAUCAAAAUAUUAUUGAUAAUGAAUCAUCACCAAUUAAUAUUGACAACUCUGAUGAUUCACAAUCAACGUUGAAUGACGAAGUACAAAUAGGAGAAAAUGUGAUAGAGUCAUCUAACAAUGUAAUUGCGGAAAGUAAUGAACAAAUUGCAAAAGUCACGGAAAGCAGUGAUUCCAUAAUUUUGAAAGAACACCCAGAUAAUAAAAUUACUUCUACAGAUGAUCAAUAUACAAGUUUUACAACUACUUCAAAAUCAAUCAUUCAAGAACCGUUGAUGGAUAACGAAGGAAUGAAAAACCAGCCUAGUGACAAUAUUAAUUAUGUAAUCAAUAGUGGUACUAUUAAAUCAAAUGGAAAUGGGGAUAAUCAUAAAGUUAUAAAUAGUAACGAUGAAUUAAAGGCAGAUUUUUUAUCAAAAAAAGAAUUAGAUCAAGACUACACGAGAAAUAAUGAAAAAAAUAUGGAUCCAAAAGUUAAUAAUAAUGUCUCCAGUGAUAAUACGGGUAACCUUAUUCUUCAAACUACCGUAGCUGUUGAAAAUAAAAAAUCUAAUAUAAAAUAUGCAGUUAGAAAAAUGAUGCAAGAAAAGAAAAUUGAUGGCAAAGGAAAGAAAAAUGGAGAAUCUAAAAUAGAAACUGUAAAAAAUGAUGAUGUUAAUAUCAAAAAAGCUAAACCAUCAGAAACAAAUGAAUUAGAAUCGAAAGAUUUGAAUGGAAAACAAAAAAUUAUAAACAUUAAAGAAACAAUCAGAAAUAUUAUUGAUCAAUUUAAAAAAUUUGAAAGCAAUCUUGACCCAGAAGAUGCCAAUUUAAUAAAUGAUUUGUUUGAAGACAAAUCAAACGUUGAAAAAGAAAACUCAACACAUGACGAGGAGUCUAAAAAUUUAGAUAACAAAAAUUACAAAGAUCCUAAAGAAACAUCAGAAGAAGAUACUCGUUUUGAUGACAUUGCAAAUACAUACAUGGACAGACCCCUUCCUGAAACAUUGAUGCAUUUCAGCAAUGCAUUACAAGAACUGGUUCAAAAUAAAAAAAAUUUAGUCAAAGAAUCUUCAAGACAGUUAGAUGAGUGGAAGUUUAAAAAACUUGGCUUAGUUAAGAGAUCUACAAAGACUCUCGUACUGAAGAAUGCAAACAUCAUUAAUAUAGGAUUAAAAGUACUGUCAAUAUAA
This is a messenger RNA of Copidosoma floridanum, 2720 nucleotides long. It is a transcript of the gene Alg12, whose product is annotated as Alg12 alpha-1,6-mannosyltransferase. Gene Ontology annotation, molecular function: alpha-1,6-mannosyltransferase activity. Lineage: Eukaryota; Metazoa; Arthropoda; Insecta; Hymenoptera; Encyrtidae. Gene Ontology annotation, cellular component: endoplasmic reticulum membrane. The record is from RefSeq and is a predicted model, not a curated record. Gene Ontology annotation, biological process: protein N-linked glycosylation.